AUGAAAUGGUCCCGGUGGGUCGAGCGAUUGGAGGGUGCUUUCUUGCUGUUUCGAGUUCCAGAUGACUUGAAACGUCCGAUGCUGCUCCAUUACAUGGGUGGAGAAAAUUACGACAUUGUUUCGGACAAUUUGGCUCCUGUUAAGCCACAGACAAAAACGUACGAUGAAAUCGUACAGUUGCUGGAGACUCAUUUCAACCCUCGCCCGCUCGUAAUCUUGGAGAAUUUUCGAUUCAAAUGCAGGAAGCAAGGUGACGAACGAGCGGAUGAGUCAAUUGAUGACUACCUGAUUUCACUGCGGAAAUUGGCAAUUACGUGUAAUUUUGGAGACUACCUAAAUUCUGCCUUACGAAACCAGUUUGUUUUUGGCCUGAAAGAUCGCGGAAUUCAGGCAAGACUCUUGGAAGUGCAUAAUCUAACGUUGGAUAAAGCUCGUGAUCUGGCAGUGGCCAUGGAGAUGUCAGCGAAAGGCGGGCUGGAAAUUCAGUCCCGGGUUAAAGCAGACGUGAAUAUGGUCGAACAUCCGGCAAACAAGAGUGGUAAAUCGGCGUGUAAAAGGUCAGACAAUGCUAACCUGCCACAACACGGUGAUUCUAAAAAGGGUUCAUGCUACCGCUGUGGAAACACAAAUCAUUUUGCAAACAAGUGUGUUCAUGUGAAGACGGUUUGCAACUUCUGCCGCAUAAUGGGCCAUAUUGAAAAAGUAUGCAUGAAGAAGAAGAGUAUCCCUAACACGAAGAACAAAAGUGAUUUCCACCAAGUAGAAGAAAGUGUUGGGGAAUGUCAACAGGAGGAGAAAGAAGUUGUUUACAUGUAUGAAGUAUGUGGUGUUUACGACUCGAAGAGCCAAGUGGACAAAUUCUGGAUACUACUCUCAGUGAAUGAAUCGAAAAUAAAAUUCGAGGUCGAUAGCGGUGCAUCGGUCACGAUAAUCAGCAUGAUUGAUUAUGAAAACUUGCUGCCGGAUAUGAAAUUAGACGCACCUGAUCUAUCGCUUGUUAGCUAUAGUGGAAAUUCGAUUAAAUUACGUGGUAUGUGCACGGUUACAGUGCAGUAUGCAGGUAAAGGUUACCGAUUGUUGUUGUACGUGGCGGACAAUCGAAAACAUCCACUACUCGGAAGAAGUUGGAUGAAAGUUUUACGACUGGAUGUGAGCAAAUUUUGCGAAGAAAUACAUGCAGUGACAGACAAUGUUGUGAGUUGCGAUGAAUCCGUGAGGAAGCUUAUUACCCGGUAUAGUAGUGUUUAUACUGAGUCCAUGGGGACGAUUAAAGGGAUUACUGCUAAGUUGCGAUUGAAGCCAAAUGCCCAUCCGGUGUACAUAAACGCGAGGUCAGUACCGUUUUCUUUGAGAAAUGUUGUGAAGCAAGAAAUUGAAAAGCUAGUGAAUGAUGGAGUGCUUGAAAAAGUGAACCACAGCGAUUGGGCGACACCCGUUGUGCCCGUUAUGAAAUUGAAUAAUAAAGUGCGAUUGUGUGGUGACUACAAGAUCACCGUUAACCCGAAUCUGGUGGUGGAUGAGCAUCCUCUCCCCACUAUCGAAGAGCUGUUUGCAAAUGUGGCCGGCGGAGAUAAAUUCUCGAAGAUAGAUCUUUCACAAGCUUACCUGCAGCUAGAGGUAGAUCAACGAGAAAUACUGACGUUGAGCACACACUUGGGCCUGUACAGGCCGACACGUCUGAUGUACGGCGUGAGCUCUGCACCUGCGAUAUGGCAACGGUUAAUGGAAGAAGUGCUAAAUGGAAUACCGGGAGUGACAGUGUUUUUGGAUGAUAUACGCGUGACUGGUCCAAAUGACAAAGUACAUUUGCAACGUCUUGAAGAAGUGCUUAAACGUUUAUGCCAAUACGGUAUGCGAAUUAACUUGGACAAGUGCGUAUUCUUUGCGGACAAAAUAGAGUAUUGUGGUUAUGUUGUCGACCGCCACGGAAUACACAAAGUGCGACAGAAAAUCGACGCGGUACAGAGAAUGCCCACUCCCGAAAACAAAGAGCAAGUUCGAUCCUUCGUCGGCUUAGUGAAUUAUUACGGACGUUUUCUUCCUAAUCUGAGCACGAUGAUCUACCCACUGAAUAGACUAUUGCGAAACAACGUGCCUUUCCAAUGGUCGAAGUCGUGCGAAGAAGCCAUCAGAAAAGUGAAACAGGAGAUGCAAUCUGACAGCUUUCUGGUGCAUUACAAUCCCGAGUUACCACAGGUGUUAGCAACCGAUGCAUCACCCUACGGAGUUGGAGCCGUGCUAAGCCACGUUCUGUCGGACGGAUCAGAGCGGCCGAUACAAUAUGCGUCACAGACUUUAAAUGAGACUCAACGGAAAUACAAACAGGUUGAUCGAGAGGCGUACUCAAUUGUUUUCGGAAUUCGACGGUUCCACCAAUAUUUGUAUGAAUGUAAGUUCGUUCUCUACACGGACAAUGAGCCUGUCAAGCAGAUUUUCUCCGAAACGAAAGGACUGCCUACUAUGUCGGCCUUGAGAAUGCAGCACUACGCCACAUUCUUGCAAUCUUUCGAUUAUACUAUCAAAUUUCGCCCUACUAAGCAGCAUUACAAUGCGGAUGCAUUCUCGCGGUUGCCGAUAGAUACAAAGCAACCAGAUAACGUUGUAGAAGAAGCUAACAUGUUGGAAAUUAGCAUUAUCGAGACGAUGCCGCUUACAAUACAGGACUUGGCUAAAGGAACUUCGGUAGACGGUUCAGUCAAAAUUCUGUACCAGGGACUGAAAAAUGGAAAAACAGUUGAUGCCAAAGAUCGCUUUGGAAUCGAUCAGAACGAAUUCUCAUUGCAGCAAGGUUGCAUCAUGCGAGGAAUACGGGUUUACAUUCCUGCUGGAUUAAGGACGAAGGUGCUCAAUGAAUUGCAUUCCACCCAUUUUAGGAGUACGCGUAUGAAGUCACUUGCCAGAGGUUAUGUCUGGUGGGAACGAAUCGACAGGGAUAUUGAAGAGUUGAUCAAUAACUGCGCUUCUUGUCAGGUUGUACGUCCAAAUCCUGUGAAAGCACCGUUACAUUGCUGGGAACCUGCUACACAGCCAUUCGAAAGAGUACACGUUGACUUCGCUGGACCGUUCAUGGGUAAAUAUUUUAUUGUUUUUGUCGACGCAUACACUAAAUGGCCAGAGGUAAAGAUUUUAAGGGACAUAACGACUGCUACAACUAUCAAAGCCUGCAGAGAAUUUUUUUCAGUCUACGGAAUACCUUGCGUGUUAGUCAGCGAUCGCGGUGUUCAAUUCACUUCAGGUGAGUUCCAGAAAUUCCUAGAAUUGAACGGUGUUUUCCACAAAAUGGGCGCACCAUACCAUCCAGCAACAAAUGGCCAGGUGGAAAGGUUCAUCCAGACCUUCAAAUACAAAAUGAAAGCCCUUCAAUGUGACAAAUCAAGAAUGCACGUGGAGCUUUGCAACAUUCUGUUGACUUACCGCAAGACAAUCCACCCUUCUACCGGUAAGUCACCUUCUAUGAUGCUCUUCAAUCGCCAAAUUCGUUCCCGCCUUGAUUUGAUGCUGCCUGGUCCUGCGUACUCGGAGAAGAUUGAUUCCAAAGUACGAACUAUUCCCGAGGGAGGAAGAGUUGCAGCUCGUGAUUUCUUAGAUAACGAAAAGUGGAAAUACGGACGUGUCCUCGAGAAGCUAGGAAAACUGCACUACACGGUUCAGUUGGACGAUAACCGUAUAUGGAAACGGCACAUCGACCAACUACGUGAAGUAGGUCCGAACUUGCAAAACAAUCGCAGUCCAUCAGAGAUACCAGAUUCGCCAAACGUGCCUCGACAGUCCGUUACCGUUACUACUGUCCCGAAUAGCAUUACUGUGCCGACUUCCCACGAACCGUCCACAACAACGAACUCAGGUCCACCAAGCUCGAGGGCCGAGCCAGCUGCGUCGCCUCCAUUGUCAGAGCUGAUAUCAACUGUUCCGGCUGCGGGUGAAAUAACCAAGCCAGCUGCAGAAUAUGGACCAAGUACAGGGUUGUACCAUCAAAUGCUGAGAAGAUCUACGCGAGUGGUGAAAGCACCCAAUAGAUUAGAUCUUUAG
Messenger RNA from Topomyia yanbarensis, 4029 nucleotides. RefSeq lists its product as uncharacterized. The transcript has a single exon. Gene Ontology annotation, molecular function: nucleic acid binding; aspartic-type endopeptidase activity; zinc ion binding. NCBI's taxonomy places the organism in Eukaryota, Metazoa, Arthropoda, Insecta, Diptera, Culicidae. Gene Ontology annotation, biological process: proteolysis; DNA integration. The coding region runs from base 1 to 4029 and encodes 1342 amino acids. The record is from RefSeq and is a predicted model, not a curated record.